CCAACAGACCUAAAACAUACUUCCCCUCCCUCUGCCCCAUUCACUUGCUCUCCUUUUUCAUCUGUUUAUUUUCAGUGGAAAAGUUGGACAUAACCUCACGAUUACAGGUGCUGGUUGUAGCAUCCAUAAUUUAUGGUGUCACAGAUGUUUGGUCUAUGAAGGUCUGUGUGUGGAAACUAAAUCUUGUGUUCAUAUGUAUUUAGAAGUGGUUUUAUAUUCACAUAAGUUGCAUUGUUUGUUGAGCAAGCAAAGGAAUUGCGCAAACAUUGUGCGCUAAGCCCUACUGAGAUAAAACUGCAAUGGGUCACUCCAGCAACUCUCACUUCUCAAGUAGAUGAGAAAAUCAAAUACUGAAAAUACAGAUUUUUACUGGAACUACAGUUUACCACAUUUAGUUUAUAGAAUCAAAAAGCCUCUCACUCAGCAUUUUCAGCUUGUGGAAGAACAGUGGAGAUGUAUUCUCUUCUUAAGCCACCCAUGUUACAUCGUUUCAUAUCUCUGCGGCUCAUGAGUGUUGCUACCCCUCAGUCCCUGGCAACCAAACGUGCUGGUCGUGACCUCUGUAACCCCAGUCCACCUGCCUUCCUGACCUUUGAGGACCCACAAGCUUUCAAGGUGAAGAGUUUCUGGGAGCUGAUGCGAGCCCUUGGAGUCUUCAGGCUUUGCUCCUUCCCUGUGCUGGUUAACAACUGUGGCAAGUUGAUGACCUUUGCAAGGAUGUUUUUGGGUAAGCGGGGUUUCUCAAUGGUCCUGCGUCCAUCUGUCUACACUCAGUUUGUUGCCGGGGAAACAGAAGGUGAGAUAGCAGAGUCUAUGCAAAAGAUGAAUUCUCUAGGGCUCCACCCCAUGCUGGCCGUCCCCAUCGAAGAGGACCUGGGAGAGAGCAGUGGGGAACGUAGAUACGAAGACAACCUGGCGACCAUGUUGGAGUGUGUACACAUGUCUCACAGUAAUGGCUGGAGUAAGAAUCCAAUGAUGCAGCUGAAGAUCACAGCUCUAGUCAGUCCUGAGCUGUGUGUUAAGCUGACCUCUCUGCUAAAGACUGAACAAUAUGAUCUGAACUUGCUUGUCAAAGCAAUGGAGGGAGAGGAAAUCAUGUUUUCUGGCCUAACAGCGAGUGAAAACACACACUUCCUAUGCAGCCUUCGGAGACUCAACAAAAUAGGAGAGGCCAGUGCUAGUAAAGUCCGUGUUUUGGUGGAUGCUGAGUAUACUUACAUGAACCCUGCACUGUCACUCAUUACCAUGGCGAUGAUGAAGAAAUUCAAUCAAAAAAGUGCCUGGAUCUGGAACACAUAUCAGUGCUACCUUAAGGAAUCAAGGAACUUGUUGCUUGAUGCCAUUCAGACAUCCAUUGAUGAGUCUUUCUGCCUUGGUGUUAAGCUCGUCAGAGGGGCUUACAUGGAUAAAGAGAGGAAACUGGCAGAGAAGGAGGAGCGGACAGAUCCAAUCCAUGAAUCAUGGGAGCAUACUAAUAACAGUUAUAAUGGAUGUCUUGAGAUCAUGCUGAACCUCAUUUCUGAGAAACCUGAACGCUACAUGAUUAUUGUUGCCACUCACAAUGAAGAAUCAGUCAGACGGGCAGUGACAAGAAUGGAACAAUUAGGCAUUGGCAGAGACGGUAGCUCUGUCUGUUUUGGCCAGCUGCUGGGAAUGUGUGACCAUGUAUCACUAACUCUAGCUCAGCAUGGUUUCUCAGUGUAUAAGUCAGUGCCAUACGGCUCAGUGGACGACACGUUGCCAUAUCUGGUGCGCAGAGCUCAGGAGAACCGCACUGUACUCCAGGGCAUCCGCAAGGAGAGAGACCUGCUGAGACAAGAGCUCCGCCGCAGAGUCAGAGAGAAGAUCACAGGGGCCAGAGAGAGAGAGAGCAGAUGAGAGAAAACAUUGUCAGUGCAAUAGGUCAAGAGUAAAUUGUUUAUACAUACAUUACUUAAACGGUGGUCAUGUUUGAAGAGGAAAAAAUAAAUAAUAUAUAUAUUUCAGUAAUUGGUACCGAUACCAGUGAAAUUUUACAGUUCUCGAUACCAAUUUUGGUACCACAGCAAAAAUAUGCUAAUAUGAUAAUAAGUAAUUAAACACACCCGUUUAACCUAUUUAAAAAGUUACAUUUCAAUGUAAAUAAUAAAUUAAAAGAAAUGCAUGUUUCCUUCAAGUGUUUCUCAGUCAAGGAUGCAUUGCUGAAGUGUUUUUAAGUAGCGCCCUACUGAUAACGGUUUUAUUCUUUACCAAAUCAUGUUUUCCUUUUUGUUAUUAUUAUUAUUAUUUUCCAGAACUCCAUGUUUUAGUUUAAUUUCAUUUAAUCAUCAAAAUGGUGUCCAAUCAGUUAAUUUUUCAACAUGUCAUUGCAUUUUAUUUGGCCAAACUUUUAUUCAACAGCAGUCUUGCUUGUGAUAUUUUGAUUAAUUAUAAUUAUUACAGUGAAUAUUACAUUUUACUAUACAGCUGUAAUAUAUUUUUAUUCAAUUUCUUCAAUUUCAGGCAUCUAGAUUUUAUUUUCAAUCGUUGUUUUAUUAUGACGAGUGUUUUUUGCCGGAAGCUUCACUUUCCCGGAUAAACAGUUUGCGACACAUUUGAGUCACAUCUGAAAUCUCAUCUCUUUACAUUGGCCUUUGAGUCUGACAAAUGAAAUGUAGGACACAGUUUUGGAGUGUUUUAGACUACUGGUGUUUGUGUAUGUGGUAAUUUUGAAAUGUGUUUUAAAUUUUAUUACUGUGAAGCGCUUUGGUCAACUCUGUUGGUUUAAAUGCGAUAUAAAUAAAGUUGAGAUUAAAGAGCAAA
Molecule: messenger RNA, 2781 nt
Organism: Myxocyprinus asiaticus (Chinese sucker)
Lineage: Eukaryota; Metazoa; Chordata; Actinopteri; Cypriniformes; Catostomidae
Gene: prodh2
Product: proline dehydrogenase 2
Exons: 11
Coding region: 454-1878 (474 amino acids)
Cellular component (GO): mitochondrion
Molecular function (GO): FAD binding; proline dehydrogenase activity
Source: RefSeq, a predicted model, not a curated record